Cuscuta campestris is the source of this 807-nucleotide messenger RNA. The record is from the annotation of a GenBank genome assembly. Lineage: Eukaryota; Viridiplantae; Streptophyta; Magnoliopsida; Solanales; Convolvulaceae.
GUUGCAUAGAACCGCUUUGCACCAGCCUUAAGGGCAUCCAAACCCGAUUUAAUUCGUGGUUCUCCAUUUAUGCCAAGUUUGAUCCCGAUAGAGUUACACUUGUUCAAAAAAAAAUAUGAUGAGCGCGGUAAGGAAACUCAUCGUGGCGCCACUUUCUCCACCAACUCUAGCCCCUCAGGCUGGGGAGGUGAUUGUUCAAAUCGUGGAAGACACAACCGGCUACACUGGUUCUGUUGUAGAAAAUUCAAGCGCCGAGCCAUGCGUCGAGGAUGACAGGAAAAGUGGGUCUGAUGUCAUGGAUACUAGUGCUUGUGCUAGUGCUCGAGUUGUUGAGUCAACUUACGAGUCUGAGUGCCUACCCGAACAGUGCCCCGAUGGUGUUCCUCUGAUUGUGACUGAUCAUGCCCCUACAAAUGGUGUUAAUGGAGACAACCAUUGGCGAAGCCUCUCUAUCCUGAAGAAAGUUUCCCCAGGCAACAAUGUGAUUUUUUCUGGAUGCACAAAGGAAUUUGAGACAAGAGCUAUUGAGGUUAUUGUCUUUUGUGGUUCUAAAUGUUUUGCGCAAGAGGACAUCGUUUUUCAACCGUUGGUUACAUGGAGCAGUUUUCUUCAUACGGAUGGUGCUUUGGAUCCCACACAUUCUUUUGGUGCUCCAAGGAUCAAGGUGUUUGACCCCGGAGGAUGGUCGAUGAACGGUGUAAUUUUUUCCCGUUCUUUAUUUGAUUUCCAACUUGAGGACAAGUUGGUUUUCAAGACAGGAAGAGUGAUACGGGUUUAUAUUUAGUUAUUUACCAUUAUUAUUAUAUU